Molecule: messenger RNA, 2577 nt
Organism: Neospora caninum
Lineage: Eukaryota; Apicomplexa; Conoidasida; Eucoccidiorida; Sarcocystidae
Exons: 1
Coding region: 1-2577 (858 amino acids)
Biological process (GO): protein prenylation
Molecular function (GO): protein prenyltransferase activity
Source: RefSeq, a predicted model, not a curated record
AUGGAGCGGCUAAGCUUUGCCUCGGUGACCCAUGUUGACCGGGAGAGGUUGGCCGGCAGCAGAGGAAGGGAAUUUUCUCUCGCGUCUUCCGUCGCAAACAUUCUGGCGCCUCCAAGCGCCCUUGUGGAGGCGGCGGUGCUUCCUUGCGACACCUUUGACGUUUUCUUCCCUCGGCAUGCGCACUUAACCGUAUCGUCUGAUGUUGUAGCUGGCUCGCCAGAGAACAUCAGCGCAAGAGAGCUCUCGGCUGAACAUGUUGUCAGUGAAGGGGUAUGCAAACCAGAGGGUGUGUCAGACGCUGGUGUCCAUCGGUGUUCUCAAGAGAAGGCGAUUCAGUCGAAUCUAGAAGAGAAUCUCAGAGGCGAGCUUAUUCGUGUCCCCUCUGAAGAAAACGGGAACCAAAAUCCCGGAAAGGAAUGGACUGGAGUCAGUUUUGACGACGCGGGAAACUCUCUGGCAAUUUGCCAGUGCAAAGAAAGGUGGUUUUACACAAUUGCUUUAUCCGAGCUCGCCCGUUUAUCACGUGACAAACGUAUCUCUCGCACAGAUUCGAGAAAAAUCGCGGAAAGGGGUUGGGUUGGGUGGGCUCGCUUGGCGCUGCUCAUGAAUGGAAGCUCUCCCUUCGCUCUAACGCUUGCCGAGCAGCGCGUACAGCAGCUCGGAGAGGAGGCACAACGGCUUAUUUCUGAUCUGUCGAGCUGUCCUACCGGCAGCCGUAGGCCGUUCUGUGACCGAGCGGAAAACAGUGAGAACGAGGGCCGUAGAGGUGGGGAGGCAACAGGAACUGAAGAAGACGAAGACGUCGUGUGCCAAAAGGGAACGAGUCAUCUCUUGAAAACGGUGAAAGGAGAGGGAGACGAUGGGACACAAAGAAGAUGGAUAAAUGCAAAGGCACACGAAGGUUCGUCUCCAGAAGGACAGAGUGGUGUUCAUUUUCCGGAUCUGCGUAUCAGCGGACACCAAGAAGACGGAAGCAAGAAAACGGAGAGUUCUAAAACUCUCUUUUUUCAGGUAUGGGAGGAACUAAAAGAAGAACUUGCGUCGGUGAAACUUCUGCUCGAGCUUCAUCCGAAAUGUGGUGACCUGUGGGCGUACCGCCGCUUCGUGUGCCGGACGAGCCUUCGCCCUCUGUUGUGUCUCGCUCGUCAGAGGAAACAUGCUUCUGAAUCUUGUUCGCAUGUAGGAGAAUUCCAAAUAUGCCCGAAAGAACUCGCUGGUGCGCUCUCCAAGGCCGCACCUGGCAAGAGCGAUGCGUGCAGUCACGCGGUGGAACCAGUGGACACUCCCACUGCACGAAAAUCGAAUGUCCAUGACCCAGGAGAUUCCGAGUUUCAGCGAGUUUUGGAGCGUGCGUCCAUCCCUGAAGGGGACGAUAAGAGGACCUGUGCACCAGAGUUCCUGCAGAGACGCGUGGACGCGGCUGAAGACCACGAUUCGGUGCGGUGGCUGACAGCAGAGCUGUCUGGGUUUCUAGACACUGAGCUUGCUCUGGUGGCAGAGCAUGCUGCACAGCGGCCUCACAGCUAUCAGGCUUGGGAGCACUUCGCGAAAAUAGAACAGGAGAUGAAGGCAUUGCAUGGCCAUCUUCAUGUUCGCAGUCUGCACGUAGACCAACCCUCGGCUGACAACACUCCGGCGGCGCAAGCAAGCGGAAGAAAGGAAACCAUACAUAUAGGCGGAGCUAAGGACAACGCGGUGCUUGAAGCUUUACGAGAUCUAACCAUGCAGCGGCUUAGGUCCUUUGUGGAGUGCCAGUGCGGCCUUCUAGCGCAUUCGCAUGCUCCAUUUCACCAUAUCUCAAAGCUCUUUGAGGAAUCUCUGUGCUCCAUCCUCUUGCCGUCCGGGGCGUCGGAGUUGCUGCAGGCCGAGGAGCCUGCGUCUGUUUUUGCCUCUUGCGAAACGGCCGAUCCCCCUGCAAGCGACUUUCCUACGACGCCCGCAGGUCCAAUGCGAGCGGCUCAUAAUUUGCUCACCGAGGCCCUCAAGUUUAAUGCCGAAGUUCUCCAUCUAUUCCCUCACUUGGAGGCUCCGUGGUGUGGACGAGCGGAACUUUUUAUCGCUUACGUCCGACGAUGCUCAGCGUAUGCGAAUCGGUGUUCUUUAGGCACUAAGGCGCAAGCGCAUGCGACGGAAUGCGACUCCGGCCAUCCCAUGGGGCCGGCAACAACCAAGGAUGCACCAACAGAUCAGACAGUCGCAAAUGCUCUGGCUAACUCCGCGGAGAAGCCGGUUGGCCUUGCGGUCGCUGCAAGGUUGUCCGGCAAUGCGUUUGCCGAUGACACGGCCCAGCCAUGUCGAGGAGGUGCGGCCAACCUGUGCUUCGCAGAGUUCAGCAGAUUCACAAAAUAUUUUCAAGCCCUGUGGAGGGAUGAAUUUAUCUGGGGCCUUUCUCUUCUGCAGCAUGUUGGGCAACAGGAACGGGACAGUGUGGGCGGCACAAAAAGAAGCUGUAUGGUCUCUCGAUGGCAAGAGCGUCAUCGAUUCCGCCUCUCUCAAGAGUUGCGAAGGGCUGGCAUCCGUGUGCCUGUAUUUGAUAGCUGCAUGCGUUCAGAAACUCCAACUUACGAACCGGACUAA